UCUCUCUCUGCUUCUAGUGACACUUUUCUCUUGCUAGGCUGUCUUACAAGACCCAACAGAGUAUUACUUGGAGAUUGAGUUAAAAUGAGAAGACCCUUGAUUUUCUCGUUUGUUGUGGCCCUUGCUGGAAUUAGAAUAACAUCCAGCACUUCAAGUCCCGAGGGCGAUGUCUUUACAGAGUUUGCUAUGAAUCUGCACCGGGCCAUUCAAUUAGUUGACACAGGAGAGAACAUUCUUUUUUCCCCACUUGGUGUUUCUUUGAUUCUUGGAAUGAUAAGGUUGGGAGCAAAUGGAACAACAUUGCAUCAAAUAAAGCAAGCUUUAAAACUGCAGGGAAAUCAAGAAAGUGAAGAGUUUCCUGGGCUCCAAAAGCUUUCUGCUGUCAUCUCAGAAGAAAAUAAAGAAUUUACAUUUAAUCUUGCCAAUGCCCUCUACCUUCAAGAAGGAUUUCGCGUGAAGGAAAAGUAUCUCCAUAGCAACAAGAAUUUUUUUAAGAGUGCAAUAAAGCUGGUGAAUUUUCAAGAUUCAAAGGCAUCUGCCGAAACUAUAAGUGGAUGGGUAGAUAUGCAAACAAAUGGAAAAAUCCGAAAUCUGUUUUCAAGUGAAGAUAUUGGUCCUCUUACGAAAAUUGUUUUGGUCAAUGCAAUUUACUUCAAAGGAGAAUGGAAACACAAAUUUGUCCCAGACGCAACUCGUUUAGAAGAGUUUAAAGUGAAGAGAGGAGUUACGGCAAAGAUACCAGUGAUGCGCCUUCGAUUGAAGACGAAGCUGGGAUAUUUUUCAGCAAAUAAUUUAAACUACCAGGUUUUGGAACUACCAUACAAAGGAGAUGCGCUUAGUUUAUUUCUAGCUCUUCCUUCGCAAAAUGUGGAAAUUGGAGACUUGGAAAAAUUAAUGACUACAUCUGUUAUGAAAGACUGGUUUACUGCCCUUAACACGGAGGAGGUAGAAGUUGCUUUGCCAAGGUUUAAAAUAGAACAUAAAGUUGAUUUAAAAGGAUCGCUCCUUAAAAUGAAUGUAACAGACCUGUUCAAUCAAAACUGUGAUCUCUCAGGAAUAACAGAUGCACCCAACAUUUACAUUUCCAAGGUGGUUCAGAAGGUUACCAUUGAAAUUAAUGAAGAGGGGAGUGAAGCUGCUGCCUCAACAGGAAUGCAGGCCGCUGCGAUGAGUAUGACCAAUCAUAGCUUUGUUGCUGAUCACCCUUUCUUGUUUUUCAUUAAACACAACCAGUCAGGAUCCAUUCUAUUUAUGGGGAAAGUGACAAAUCCUGAUGUGGGAGAUGCGAGAGGACGUGAUGUGGAAUCAUUAUAAACGAAAUGAAAGGAAUACACACUGAUAAGGGUCUGCCCUGAUGAAUAAGUCCAUAUAUCGCCAAUUCCAGCAUACAGUAUAAUUUGGAAGAUGUACAUAGAAAUAUACAUAUUUCACAUCUGUUUACGUAAGAACUUGCCCUGCAAUUAACAGCUUUAUCUAAUUUAAUAAAGUGAGUUGUCUCUAA
This is a messenger RNA of Spea bombifrons (plains spadefoot toad), 1501 nucleotides long. It is a transcript of the gene SERPINI2, whose product is annotated as serpin family I member 2. Lineage: Eukaryota; Metazoa; Chordata; Amphibia; Anura; Pelobatidae. The transcript has 9 exons. Bases 85 to 1314 code for a protein of 409 amino acids. The record is from RefSeq and is a predicted model, not a curated record. Gene Ontology annotation, molecular function: serine-type endopeptidase inhibitor activity. Gene Ontology annotation, biological process: negative regulation of endopeptidase activity.